UUAUUAUUAUUUUAUCGAAUGACAAAUCAAUUACCCACUCGAUUUCGCUCCAAAUUUUACUCCAAUCUCUCUCUGGCCGAUGAAAUCCUCUCCAUCGUCCUACUUCACUCUCCGGCGACCACUGAGGCGGUCAGUUUACCUCUUCCGCCUCUGCCUACCGUUUCUAUAGGUGAUUGACGGCGGGAAGGGAGCUGAAAUCGGAGGCGAAAUGUACAAGAACCAGCUCCAAGAGUUGGCGCAGAGGAGUUGCUUUAAUCUUCCUUCUUAUUCGUCUGUUAGGGAAGGUCCUGACCAUGCUCCGAGGUUCAAAGCCUCCGUUAACUUUAAUGGCGAGGUUUUUGAAAGCCCUAACCAUUGUCCUACUCUCCGGCAGGCUGAGCACUCGGCGGCUGAGAUUGCUCUCAAUUCCCUUGCGAAUCGCGGUCCAUCUCACUCGCUUGCUGCUCGGAUCCUGGACGAAACAGGGGUUUACAAGAACCUCUUGCAGGAAAUUGCCCAGAGAGUCGGGGCUCCGUUGCCACAAUAUACAACAGUCAGGUCAGGACUUGGACAUUUGCCUGUUUUUACGGGGUCUAUAGAAUUGGCUGGAAUCCCGUUCAUCGGGGAACCUGCCAAAAAUAAGAAACAGGCAGAGAAGAAUGCAGCCUUGGCAGCUUGGUCAUCUUUAAAACAACUGGCAAAAGAAGCGGCAAGUUCAUCAGCAGUUGAAAGCAGCGACGAGCCCGAGCAAGUUAUGAUAGCUCGGGCACUAUCAAACUAUUGUUUAAAAGAGAAAACGUUCAGGACUAACUCAAAUGGCCCAAUGCCAUUCCCAAAGAAACUUUCAUUUCAGACUCCAAGAGCAACCAGUCAGCAUCCUCCCCCUGCAACCACAUCGAAAAUUCUCCCUUUCAUUUGCCAAAAACCAGUUCCUCGAAGCAGACUACCACCAACAAAAAACAACAGCACUACGUUACCAUCACAUCCUCUUACAGCCUGUGGGAGUCAUCCGCAAAAGUUCCCGGCACCUGGAGCAGUUCCUUAUGUCCCGAUUCAACAAUAUAGGAUGCCUUGUCGGGGAAUUGUACUACCUGUGACUAUAAGAACUGCUGUGCCUGUUUACUCUGCAUCACCAUGCCCACAACCCCUGAAGGCUCCCUCCCAGAUACGACCUUCCCAACCCAUUCGAAUUGCCCCUCCUGUCUCUAUUAGACAAGCCAUUCCAGUUUUUGCUGCUCCUCCACCAUUGUCAAGAAAGGAACUCUCUGCUCUUCCCAAAGGAGAGUCUCCCACUGUCCCUAAACAAGAUCCUCCAACCAUUGCUACUGAGGAUUCUGCCGAUUCCCUGAUAGCAGAUCAUUCAGUUGCUUCCACCCCAGUCUCGCUCACGGUGCCUCCUAAUCAAGUACCAGAAACUCAGAACACAAAAGCAAUCAAUUUGGAUGAAGAAACCAAAACAGUUAAAAAUCUGAAACAGCCCAUAAUCCAAUAGAUUGUCAUUUUUACCAUAUGAUGUGAUAAUCUCAAAUCAUCUAAUGUUAUUAGAUUAAUGUUCUGUUUUAGUCUCCUUUGUAAUGUCUCGACAGUUUUGUGUUUGCCAUAUAUGACCAAAUAGUUAGCCUUAAGAUAGACGAGUGAGUAUCCACAGCAGAAUGUUAAUUCUGAAGUCGUUCGCAUUUUGCCAUUUGCCAAAAGAUUUAAGUCAUUCAUUC
Molecule: messenger RNA, 1691 nt
Organism: Cucurbita maxima (winter squash)
Lineage: Eukaryota; Viridiplantae; Streptophyta; Magnoliopsida; Cucurbitales; Cucurbitaceae
Product: double-stranded RNA-binding protein 2-like
Exons: 3
Coding region: 209-1471 (420 amino acids)
Molecular function (GO): double-stranded RNA binding
Source: RefSeq, a predicted model, not a curated record